ACUGUGUCGCUUGCUUGCAGCUUACCCUCGCCUCAAGCUACGUGAAUCGCUUCGCUGUUUGACACGCGGUUGUACAGCAGCUUUCUAUCCAUCCGGACAGAGCGCUGUCCAUCGCCAUCUAUAAUCAGCCAUGGCCAACAGAGUCGAGCCCGGAACAGAGGCUGUAAAGACAGUUCGAGUGGCCAAAUGGUAUUUCGGCGGAUGCGCUGGGGCGAUGGCAGCCUGCUGUACCCAUCCUCUGGACCUUUUGAAGGUCGUCCUACAAACCAAGAACCAGGGUGCUCCCGGUCAGAAGGUCGGAAUAUUAGCGAGCACAAGAAGCAUAUACAAAGCCAACGGAAUAAUCGGAUUUUAUAACGGGCUCUCGGCUUCACUGUUACGUCAACUGACUUAUUCCACCACAAGGUUCGGCCUUUACGAAGUUGUUCGACAAAAAAUAUCGAAACCUGGGCAGAAUAUGGUUUUCUAUGAGAAAUUCGGUGCCGGUUUCUUAUGCGGCGCGGCCGGGGGCUUCGUAGGAACUCCGGCUGAUAUGAUAAAUGUGCGAAUGCAAAACGAUAUGAAACUGCCUCCGGAACAGAGAAGAAAUUACAAGAACGCCGUGGACGGACUCUACCAGGUCUUGCGUAGGGAAGGAGUCCUACAUCUCUUUAAUGGAGCCUCAACCGCGACGAUGCGGGCAUCGGUCGUCUCAGUCGGGCAGAUCUCUUUUUACGAACAAGUAAAAGAAAUGCUGCUGUCAACUCCCUAUUUCGACGACGGAAUAUACGCUCACUUCGUUUCGAGCUUCGCCGCGGGUGCUAUCGCAACAACUCUGACUCAGCCCCUCGAUGUCCUGAAGACUCGGAUGAUGAAUGCCGCUCCGGGCGAAUACAAAGGCCUCAUGGACUGCAUCCUACAAACAGCGAAACAGGGUCCGAUGACAUUCUACAAAGGAUAUAUACCGGCUUUCGUGCGACUGGGUCCUCACACGAUAUUGAUGUGGAUCUUCCUAGAGCAGAUGAGACAAAAUUUCGGAGAUCUGAAAAUCGUCACAUGAAAGGAAUAUAUCUAAGUAGACCCGUAAGAGCGCACGGAUCAGCGGUGAUUCCGGGUCGUAGUCCGUCAGUAAUAGCGACUGUCCCGGAGUCGACGGGAAGUCUUUCGCGGAGAGAAUCAGAGGUCGCCUUAAUUUCGGUCCUGGACUAAGCUGGUCCCGGGUCCGAUGCCUAGUCGUAGAAAGCGAUGUGCGGAGCUUGAAACAAUAUACCGACCUCCUGACCAUGCCUUUUUUCAAACGGACAAUUUACUCGGUUCCUGAAAUGCCUUAAUGUUCCGCGCGAACUUUGUUGUAACGUUCUUCGGGGGAAGCCGGAUGAAUACUAGGACAAUUCUGUAAUUUAACUUUGUGUCGGUGAUCAUUUAUUAUUGCGCUGAACACAGAUCGAGAAAUGUACACAUACCUGCAUAGCAACUAAUCAAGACUUUUCGUGGCGCACCCUGUGCGGAGUGUUAAGGACGGUCUUCCGGAAUCGAUCAUGGCAAGCUCAGACGUUUUCAGUCCUCUGAACGAUACCAAAGGCAAUCUUUAAUUAUUCGUUGUCCCGUCUGUUGACGUUGUUGAACAUUCCAUUAUACCUCCAAUAUAUUUCAACAACUAACUGUGGUAUCCAGACGUAGCUCGUAUCGAGUGCUCAUUUGUUGUAGAUUCUGAAUUACUGAGCAAUGAUUCCGAUGCGCCUCGGCAACGAGUAUUCAAUCGAUGAUCGAAUAGAGUCUAGUGCAGGGGAACUGCACUAGGGAUACG
This is a messenger RNA of Galendromus occidentalis (western predatory mite), 1786 nucleotides long. It is a transcript of the gene Dic1, whose product is annotated as Dicarboxylate carrier 1. The transcript is spliced from 6 exons. The record is from RefSeq and is a predicted model, not a curated record. Gene Ontology annotation, biological process: transmembrane transport. The coding region runs from base 131 to 1039 and encodes 302 amino acids. Lineage: Eukaryota; Metazoa; Arthropoda; Arachnida; Mesostigmata; Phytoseiidae.